Amoebophrya sp. A25 is the source of this 3509-nucleotide messenger RNA. Lineage: Eukaryota; Dinophyceae; Syndiniales; Amoebophryaceae. The record is from the annotation of a GenBank genome assembly.
UUUUGUUAUCAUUUCGUGGAGAAGUGGAGAUAGGACAGUCUUGCAGACGAGUUGUCUUUACCAGGACAUAGAGACUGAGAAAAUGAUCUCCAACAAGAAAUGUCUAUCUUCGAGCAAGCGAGCCUGUGAAGCAGGCAAACCUGUGAAACAGAGAGGCAGGAACACGUGUUGGCGCUCGCAGCAGAGAUGCAUCUCUCUGAUCACGACCCUGAUUGCGACUCUCCGUGGGGUAGAGGCUGAAAGGAACAAGCGCGUUCGAGGUUUGCCAGCCGUAGGUAUUGAAGGAAGUCUACGUCGUCUAAAGCUUGUUGAAAUGUUGUUGUUGGGUAAACCACUACUAUUCAUCGACCCCCAGUUGAAUGGACAAACUCGUAAACUGCUACUAAUACUAAUACUAAUACUAAUACUAAUACUAAUACUAAUACUAAUACUAAUACUAAUAUGUUCCUUCUUGGUACCUGUAGGACUCUUCUUUUCUUUUUUUCUCAAAAACUAAUCUUCAAUCUAAUCUGUAUUUAUCGUGGUCACAAAACAAAAACUAAUCAAACUAAUCAAUCUACUCUUACUAAUCUCACAGUUCCUCUUUAUUUUAGGUCAUUCACCUGCGGAUCUUCACAGCAGCGGUGAGGGUGUAGGGCUACGCGGAAUUAGGAAUUACCUUCGCGGAUCAUUUUUAAGUAUUGACGCAGAAGCAAAAAGCACAGACGGAAAAGGCACAGACGGAAAUGACGGCAAGGCGGAUAGUUGCUCAAAAAUAUGUACUGAAUUUACGACCACUAAUAUGCCCACAAAGAAAACUAAGCGGUUUACUUUCCGUCGACUAUAUCCGUUCCAACCACUAUUAGGUAGUACUAAUAUUACGAAACAACUAGUACAAUUGAAGCUACAAUUAUCCUAUUCUUUUGUAGUUCUUUGGAAGUAGUUCGCUGGUCACCUUGAUGACCUCAAUCGAAUCGUCCAUUCAUCAUCACCUUUGUUCAUCAUCACCAGUCAUACUUUAUAGGUGGAUCUGUCGUGACCGUGACGAGGCCUGGAUUCCCUUUCAAAAUUCCCUUUAGGUCCGAGUAAGGAGAAGGAAGAGGAGACGCUAAAGACUGCCGCUGUCUCUUCAGGUGCGCCCGUGGCUGAGCCCAAGUCCAAGAACCCGGAAAUGCAACCCGAACCAAAGCCGCGAAAAAUGGUAGUACUCGAAGAUCGAACUAGAAUACAAUAAGUUUUAUCCCUUUGAAGUUGUGAAGACAGAUAAUAGAAAUGCCAACUUGAUUUUAUAAAAGUUUGUAACUUCUGCAUGUUCCCAAGGGACCUCCUGGCCUCUGCUCCCCCUCGCAGGCUGGAGGUCUCCGGGGUAGAAGGCCGCCGAGGGCGGCCACGGUCUCACGAGCAACCUAGCAGGCCGAUGACCAAGGACCUGGAGGGUACAGGCCACACGGCUCAGGGGGUUCAGCUUUGCGCCCUUCGCCGCCUUCGGAAGCCUUCCACACCCGGCGCACUGCUGCGGCGGCGAAGCGCUUAGGCAGCAGUCUGUAGGCUACACGCAGGCAGCUGGAAGGGGGCGGAGGAGGUCCCUUGGACCCCUUUGGAAGCCUUCCACCCCCGGCAGACGCUUGCAAAAGGGGCCCGGGGAUCCACGGCCCCCGCCCCCUCACUUACAUUUUAUUUCUGUAAUAAAACAAAGGUACCGCUAGGCGAGCUCAACAACCCACAGGAUCAGGCCCAAGAGAUCAACGACAGACUAAAGCACGCAGAAGCAUUGGCAAACUACACCCCACCGCCGGAUGCACAUAAAAAUAUAUUUUAUAUACUCUUUGUUCAUGUAAGUCUAAGUGAUGUCUUAUUAGUUAUUUUAUGUAACCUACUUACAAAUUAUCAUUUGUUGCGAAAAACAAAAAGUAAGUCUCUUCUCUUCUUUGUUUCUGAUGAUUCAAAUGUCCUAGCUAGGAUCUUCCCACUAGCACUAGCAUGUAAAAAGGAAGUUCUGAUUCUGAGUGGACUCAAUAAUAUCCAAGAACGAUGAUCAUGCCUAAUAUGCAUAGAAGAGCAAGAAGUUGUAGAGGAGGUAUCCAUCGCGAUCCACCCAUCCAAGAAGCAAGACAAACUGCAAAGAUGAAAAUGAUCAUUGCACCUCUCAAAUAGGAUAACGAUUCCUUUACUCCUCGUAUUCCUUCUGCCCCUGGUACCACUCCUACCAUUCCCACUACUCCUACCCCCGUGUUUCUCCCACUCCUACUCCUCCUACUUCUCCCACUCCUCCCCCUAAGCUUCCUAACCUACGACUUUGUCGUUAAAAACUCUACCCUUCAGCUCGAGAAGAACUUGCUAAAGAAGCGGAAAUCAUUCAAGGAGCCCUGGAUAAAACUGAUGCGAAGCGGGAGGUACUCAACUAAGAUCUUUUUUUUGGAUGGUAUUGUUCAUCCAUUUGCAUUUGCUUUCCAUUUUCAGCCAGAAGACCGAUCAAGAAGGGGAAUAGAGUGGACUUUUAUUUUUACUUCUAAGUAGGUAGAGUGUGAAACUACAAUACAAUAUAGAACAAGAUAAGAAAAUUUUUUUGAGGUAGUAUACAACUUAAAUCUAUCAGAAAGAGAAAGCGGAGUUUGACGCAAAAUUUGACGCAGACAAAAAGAGGUUUGACGCGGACCAUGAAGACUUCCGGCGGAACCACCCCCAGACGCCGGAAGAAGAGAAUCGCAGUAGGGAGGAGCUGGAGAAGGCCUUGGCAGGGACCAACCGGCAGCACCAGCAGCUGUUGGACGAGCAGGCAGAAAUGGAGCGGAAGUUCCAGGAGCAAAUGGCAAAGAUCAACAAAUAAAACAAGAACGGCAGUUUCUGACUUCGAAGAGGAAAAAGCAUCAGGCAAGUAAGUGAUGUUGACAUUGUCGUAUGAUGUUUGAUUUCAGUAGUAUAAGGCGCUCACGACUUACUACUACUUACAAAGGAGCUAGUACGUAGAUUUGAUUGUUUAGUCUUGCAAGUAGUAUUACACGUGGAGGUUCUUGAAUACGUUUUUACACGUUUUGACGAAAAUUCUUGAACGUAGUAGUACUACAACGGGAACUUGCUUCAAUAUUGGAUCUGAAGUGCCUCUUGACUUGUUGUGUAAAAAUGUGCAUAUUUUUUUUGAUCUUUAUCACAGACACAUACUCAACAGACGGAUGUCUUUGUUUUGAAAAACUGUAAUGUAGUUUGGUCUUCCUCGGGUCACACGACACUGUAGAGAAACUAGAAUCAACCAUGCAUACGAAAAAGAGGAUGUUGUAGUCGUGGUCUUCGUGAAGAUAUACAAAACAUAGGAAAUGAACCUCUCCUGUCUUCCCUUACUCUUCGGACUGUGCCACCUGAAUGGGAUAACCACUACUGUACUGCGAUGAAAUAAAAAAGGGAAACUACAACAAAUAAAUGUAAUUUUUUCCAAGAAGAUGAAGAUGAGGUUUUUUUUUGGUUACAUGUACGUACCAGAAGUUUGGGAAGAUUAUGUAAAUGUUACGAGAAUGAUUUUAGAUCGUGGAGGCAGG